UUCUUGCACCCCAAAUUGUUUUUGUUUUUUUUGUUUGUGGGUUUAUUCUGAGUAUUCUGAUCUCUUAUCUAGUGCCCUUUACAACUCUUCACAAGCUCAACAACCUCCCUGUGUUGAUUUCAAAAUUUUUCUUACAGUUUGAGGUUUCUGCCAUAUUUUCAACAAGACUAGUUGGUGGUGUGCUCUGCUGGGUUUUUCUUGUUUUUAUAUUGGGUCUCUUUUGCUUCUUUUUCUUAGUUCGGAUUUGUACUGAAUUUCCGGUUGUUGUUGUAGUUGUUGUACGGAAGAAGAUUUAUUGAAGUAGCUACCUCAAAGAACAGUAGUUGAGAACAGUAGGAUUAAGGAGGAGAAUGAGUCAACCAAAAGUGAAGAGGAGGGUAGGCAAAUAUGAGGUUGGUAGAACAAUUGGUGAGGGGACAUUUGCCAAAGUGAAAUUUGCCAGAAAUUCGGAGACUGGAGAACCUGUGGCUCUUAAGAUCCUUGACAAAGAGAAGGUUCUCAAACACAAGAUGGCUGAACAGAUCAGGCGGGAAAUAGCAACAAUGAAGUUAAUCAAGCAUCCCAAUGUCGUUCGAUUAUACGAGGUGAUGGGGAGCAAGACGAAAAUAUUCAUUGUUAUGGAGUUUGUUACUGGUGGAGAACUAUUUGAUAAGAUUGUAAACCAUGGACGAAUGAGAGAGGAUGAGGCCCGCAGAUAUUUUCAGCAGCUUAUUAAUGCAGUUGAUUAUUGCCAUAGCAGGGGCGUUUAUCACAGAGACCUCAAGCCAGAAAAUUUGCUGUUGGAUGCUUAUGGAAACCUCAAAGUUUCUGAUUUCGGGUUGAGUGCACUGUCCCAACAAGUCAGGGAUGAUGGCCUACUUCACACUACCUGUGGAACACCAAAUUACGUUGCUCCUGAGGUCCUCAAUGAUAGAGGCUAUGAUGGGGCAACUGCGGACUUGUGGUCGUGUGGAGUGAUACUCUUUGUACUGCUUGCAGGUUACUUGCCUUUUGAUGAUGCUAAUCUUAUGACCCUGUAUAAAAAAAUUUCUGCUGCUGAAUUUAGUUGCCCUCCUUGGCUGUCAUUCAGUGCAAUGAAAUUGAUAACUCGAAUCCUGGAUCCCAACCCUAUGACUCGUAUUACCAUAUCUGAAAUAUUGGAAGACGAAUGGUUUAAGAAAGACUAUAAGCCUCCUGUGUUUGAAGAAAAGGAGGAUACAAAUUUGGAUGAUGUGGAAGCUGUCUUUAAAGACUCAGAAGAGCACCAUGUGAUGGAGAAGAAGGAAGAGCAACCAGCAGCUAUGAACGCAUUUGAGUUAAUUUCAUUGUCAAAAGGGCUAAACCUUUCGAAUUUGUUUGAUAUGGAACAGGGAUUUAAGAGAGAAACAAGGUUCACAUCCAAAUGCCCUGCCAAUGAGAUCAUCAAUAAGAUUGAAGAAGCCGCAAAGCCUCUUGGUUUUGAUGUACACAAGAAGAACUACAAGAUGAGGCUUGAAAACAUGAAAGCUGGAAGAAAGGGAAACCUUAAUGUUGCCACAGAGAUAUUUCAAGUGGCACCUUCUCUUCAUAUGGUUGAGGUGCGGAAAGCAAAAGGGGACACCUUGGAGUUUCAUAAGUUUUAUAAAAACCUCUCAACCUGCCUGGAGGAUGUUGUUUGGAAAACUGAGGAAGACAUGCAAGAAAUGAAAUAACAUCCCGUUUCUGCUUUUAUUGUGUUGUAUCCUCAAUGAUUUACCAUUCAAGCUACCUUGGUAAAUGUUGUUCUAUAUGCUCAUUCUUUUCAUUUUGUUUUUUGACCUCCGUAGAUUAGACAGACAUGGUUUUACCAAUUGUUUUCCAUGUUAUUAUUGUUGGAAAGCAUAGCGGUGCAAUGUUUGUUUUCUACUUUUUUACAAUCAAACAGAUCAACCUUAAUUUGAGGUGAUGAAGUAAGAAUGAUGUGUAAUUUUUUGUUUUCCUCA
Molecule: messenger RNA, 1940 nt
Organism: Quercus robur (English oak)
Lineage: Eukaryota; Viridiplantae; Streptophyta; Magnoliopsida; Fagales; Fagaceae
Product: CBL-interacting serine/threonine-protein kinase 3
Exons: 15
Coding region: 351-1670 (439 amino acids)
Biological process (GO): signal transduction; protein phosphorylation
Molecular function (GO): protein kinase activity; ATP binding
Source: RefSeq, a predicted model, not a curated record